AUGAUCAUGCUCAAAGUCACAAAACCGAAAUCAAAUGUGAAGAUGGAUUAUGCACAAAAACACGGUGAGAAAUGUGAUCAAAAAAUCGAAUGCAAAACUAAAGGUGCUGGUGGUGAAACCUGUGAAACUCGUACAGUUCAACGUGAUGGUGUCAAUAUCAAAUCAACUAUCUCAUCUGAUGGUUCUUCCUCAGUCUCACUUGCCAAUAAACAAAAACUCACUGAUUUAGUUACUAAAUUAGGUUCAACACAUUCACAAAUUGAUGAAUAUGCUCGAAAUCAGACCGAACAAAUCAAUGAACAAAUUCAACGGGAAAUCGAUGAAGUUGUUGGUCGCACACGUCGUGAACAAGAAGAACUUCUCCGCAAAGCCAACGAACACACCGGCGAAAUCGAUAAAGAAUAUCAAGCCCGUUUACAAUUGAUGGUUGAAGAAAUCGAUGCUGCCAAAGCGAAACGAAUUGCCGAAAUCGAAGCUGACUUAAACAAUCAACAAGCUGCCAUUUUACAAGCCGCUCGAAAUGACAUUGAUGCUUUGAACAAGAAAGCUGCUCGACUCAAAAUCGGUGUCUUGGAAGCUGCUGAAGCUCAAGUCGAAGCUGAAGCUCGUAAUAUCGCUGCAAAUGCCACUUUAGACAAAGCCACAACUAUUCACCAAGCAACCGGUACAACAACAAUUAAAACCGAAGUAUCAGCAGCAGCUACGACCACUGCUGAAAGCAAAUCAGCUGCACCAGCUCGUGACGCAGCUGGUAGCGCUACGCACGUCACAGAAACCAAAACGGUUGAAACAACCAAACACCAAUCAAAAUAG
Molecule: messenger RNA, 813 nt
Organism: Adineta ricciae
Lineage: Eukaryota; Metazoa; Rotifera; Eurotatoria; Adinetida; Adinetidae
Source: the annotation of a GenBank genome assembly